Molecule: messenger RNA, 2088 nt
Organism: Torulaspora globosa
Lineage: Eukaryota; Fungi; Ascomycota; Saccharomycetes; Saccharomycetales; Saccharomycetaceae
Exons: 1
Coding region: 1-2088 (695 amino acids)
Biological process (GO): protein folding
Cellular component (GO): nucleus; cytosol
Molecular function (GO): ATP binding; ATP-dependent protein folding chaperone
Source: RefSeq, a predicted model, not a curated record
AUGAGUACUCCAUUUGGUUUGGAUCUAGGUAACAACAACUCUGUGUUGGCAGUUGCAAGAAAUAGAGGUAUUGACAUUGUGGUCAAUGAGGUUUCGAACCGUUCGACCCCCUCUUUGGUUGGGUUUGGUCCUAAGAACAGAUUUCUUGGUGAAGCCGGUAAGACCAAGCAGGCAUCGAAUGUGAAAAACACUGUGGAAAACUUGAAGAGAAUUGUUGGUUUGGGAUACUCUGACAGGGACUUCGAAGAGGAAUCUAAGUACUUUACCACCAAAUUGGUUAAGUUGGAGGACGGCAAGGUUGGUGCCGAGGUGAAACUUGCUGGUGAGACGAAGGUGUUCUCCGGUACCCAACUUGCUGCUAUGUUCAUCGACAAGGUGAAGAAUACUGUUAAGGAGGAGAUUAAGGCUCCGAUCACCGAUGUGUGCCUUGCUGUUCCUACUUGGUACACCGAGGAGCAACGCUACAACAUUGCAGAUGCGGCCAGAAUUGCCGGGUUGAACCCAGUGAGAAUCGUCAACGAUGUCACCGCAGCUGCCGUCUCUUAUGGUGUGUUCAAGACCGACUUGCCAGAGGGCGAUGAGAAACCAAGAUACGUCGCUUUCGUCGAUAUCGGUCACUCCACUUACACUUGCUCCAUCAUCGCGUUCAAGAAAGGCGAGGCCAAGGUCUUGGGUACCGCUUACGACAAACACUUUGGUGGUAGAAACUUUGACCGCGCUAUCACUGAGCACUUUGCUGCCGAGUUCAAGACGAAGUACAAGAUCGACAUUCACGAGAACGCCAAGGCCUACAACAGAGUCUUGACGGCUGCUGAGAAACUGAAGAAAGUGCUAUCUGCAAACACUGCCGCUCCAUUCUCUGUCGAAUCUGUCAUGAACGACAUUGACUGCUCUUCUCAAUUAACCCGUGAGGAGUUGGAAGAGUUGGUCGCCCCACUCUUGGAGCGUGUCACAGAGCCAGUCACCAAAGCUCUAGCACAAGCUAAGUUGACUGCCGAAGAGGUCGAUUUUGUCGAAAUCAUUGGUGGUACUACCCGUAUCCCAACUUUGAAGAACUCCAUCUCCAAGGCAUUCGGUAAGCCAUUGUCUACUACUAUGAACCAGGAUGAAACUAUUGCUAAAGGUGCCGCUUUCAUCUGUGCUAUCCACUCCCCAACUUUGAGAGUUAGACCAUUCAAGUUCGAAGAUAUUCACCCAUACUCCGUUUCAUACUAUUGGGAUAAGCAGGUUGAAGAUGAAGACCAUUUGGAAGUUUUCCCAGCUGGCUCUGCCUUCCCAUCUACUAAGCUAAUUACGUUGCAUCGUACCGGUGACUUUGUUAUGGAAGCUAAGUACACUAACAAGGAUGAGCUACCAGAAAACACUCCCGUCCACAUCGCCAAAUGGGAGAUUUCCGGUGUCCAAGUACCUGAAGGUGAGACUUCUGUUCCAGUUAAAUUGAAGCUAAGAUGCGAUCCUUCCGGUUUGCACACUGUUGAAGACGCUUAUACUUUGGAGGACAUCACCGUUAAGGAAGAGAUUCCUUUGCCAGAGGAUGCGCCAGAGGAUGCUGAACCAGAAUACAAGGAAGUUACCAAGACUGUCAAGAAGGACACUCUAACCAUUACCCCUCACACUUUUGCUUUGAGCACCAAGGAAUUGAACGCUUUGAUCGAGCAAGAGAACGAGAUGUAUGCACAAGAUAAGUUGGUUGCUGAAACAGAAGACCGUAAGAAUGCUUUGGAAGAAUACAUUUACAAUUUGCGUGGUAAACUUGACGAAGAAUACGCUGAAUUUGCUUCCGAUGCUGAAAAGACCAAGCUUCAAGACUUGUUGGCUAAAGCUGAGGACUGGCUAUACGACGAAGGUUAUGACUCCACUAAGGGUAAAUACAUUGCCAAGUACGAAGAACUCGCAUCUCUAGGUAACAUUAUCAGAGGCAGAUACCUCGCCAAGGAGGAAGAGAAAAAGCAAGCUGCAAGAGCUAAGAACGAGGCCGCUAAGAUGGCUGAAUUGUCUGAAAAGCUUGCGGCUCAAAGAAAAGCCGAAGCCGAAUCUAAGAAGAAUGAAUCUAAGGAGGAUGCCGAAGGCGAUGUCGAAUUGGAUUAG